GGGCCAUGGCUGCGGCCGAGCGGGACCCGCACGGGAGGGGCGAGGAGGAGGAGGAGGAGGAAGAAGAGGAAGAGGAAGAAAAAGAGAAGGAAGAAGAGGAAGAAGAAGGAAAGGAGGGGGAAGAAGAGGAAGAAAAGGAGGAGGAAGAGGAAGAAAAGGGGGAGGAAGAGGAGGGUGCCGAGGCCCCCUCCGCCCCCCCCCCGAAGCCGGUGGUGCCGGGGGUCCUUUAUUUGUCCUUCCUCCCGCCGGGCUUCGGGCCCCGCCAGGCCCGGGCGCUGCUGCGGCCGCACGGGGAGCUGGGCAGGGUCUUCCUGCAGCCCCGCGGAGGCUCCGUGCGGCGGCGGCGGCAGCGCCCGGGGGGGCCCCCGGCCGUGGCGUUCGCCGAGGGCUGGGUGGAAUUCCGGGACAAACGCGCGGCCAAACGCGCGGCCAAAAUCCUGCACGGGGCCCCCAUGGCCCCCCGGCCCCGCAGCCCCUUCCGCCAUCACUGCUGGAGCAUCAAGUACCUGCCCGGGUUCCGGUGGCCUCACCUGAGCGAGCGGCUCAGCUACGAGCGCCAGGUGCGGGCGCAGCGCCUGCGCGCCGAGGUGGCCCAGGCCAAGAGGGAGGGGGGCUUCUACGCCCGCCGCGCCUCCAAGGACCCCCCCAAAACCUCCCGAGACCCCGCGGCCCCCGCCCCGACCUGGGGCUUCGCACAACGACCCACCGAGGAGGAGAUCUGGCGGCGCAAAGCUCGGCCCCCCCCCGGCCGCGCCCCCCCAGAGCCUGCUGGAGAAGGUGUUUGGGACAGGCAGGUGAGACCCCCCCUCAAAUCUGGGGGGGCUCAGGCGUCCGGGAGGGGCCCUUGGCACGCCAGGGCCUCCUCCGGACGCCGAUGCCUUUCUCAAGGAUCGCAGAAUGUUUUAUUUUUCUCCUUAAAACUUUUAUUACUUUUAACAAAAAUAAUUCCUCGCGGUCUCUUUAAAUUCUGCCGAGGGGGCGGGGCCGAGGGGAGGGGGCGGGGUUAUGGCUUCGGCGCGAAACUCCCUGAAGGCAGCGCGGGGGGCGGGGAGUGGGAGUGGCUUAAGCAGCGCAGGCCACGCCCCUUUACCAUAAAAGGACGUGGGCUAAGAAAGCAACAGCAGGUGAAAGGUGCGUGUGGGCGGGGCCUGUUCCGAGGGGCGGGGCCGGAGGAAGCCACGCCCCUCACCACGCCUUAAA
This is a messenger RNA of Passer domesticus (house sparrow), 1200 nucleotides long. It is a transcript of the gene ABT1, whose product is annotated as activator of basal transcription 1. Gene Ontology annotation, molecular function: RNA binding. Gene Ontology annotation, cellular component: nucleolus. The transcript has 3 exons. The record is from RefSeq and is a predicted model, not a curated record. Gene Ontology annotation, biological process: endonucleolytic cleavage in 5'-ETS of tricistronic rRNA transcript (SSU-rRNA, 5.8S rRNA, LSU-rRNA); endonucleolytic cleavage in ITS1 to separate SSU-rRNA from 5.8S rRNA and LSU-rRNA from tricistronic rRNA transcript (SSU-rRNA, 5.8S rRNA, LSU-rRNA); small-subunit processome assembly. Lineage: Eukaryota; Metazoa; Chordata; Aves; Passeriformes; Passeridae. The coding region runs from base 6 to 1199 and encodes 397 amino acids.